CAGCAAAAUGCAGCAAAAUUCCAAACGGGGAUUGGCGGAGAUCCGACGGAGCGACCGAACUGUCAAAUUCUGAACAAAAAAGGGUGAAAGCCUGAGCGAGGAGGGGCGAGUCGCGAAUGGGGUUGCUAGCUGCGAAAUCUGUCAUAAGGGAGCAAUAGCGAAUAAUGAAUUGACUGUUUUCGGUCAGUGCUUCUUGAAACGGUACAAUCUGCUACAAGUUAUACGAUUUGAAUAGUUAUUUUUAUUAUUCCGAGCCAUGGAGGACGACCUGCCGACCGAAUACGACGUUGUCGUCGUGGGCACAGGAAUGACCGAAUCCAUCGUCGCCGCGGCGGCUAGCAGGAUCGGAAAAAGGGUUCUACACCUUGAUAGCAAUGAAUACUACGGUGGUCUUUGGGCUACCUUUAAUUUCGAUGGUUUACAAAAAUGGAUAGAAGAUCUAAAAUCUCCCAAACAGAACGUAGCAGAUGCCACUUCAUUGCUUCAAGCUGAUGAGAAAUUUUUAAAAGCCAGCAACCAAUAUUCCACUGUUGAAAAUAUCAUUGAAAAAUGGUUUAUCUCCAAUGAUGCAGACCUGCCAGUAUUGUCGACGAAAGACACGCAAACUGAUGGCUCUGGAGAUACAGCAGCCAACGACGGAGCGGAGAAAUCUGACGAAGAUAAAAGUGAGAAAAAAGAAACUGUCAAACAAUGGAGCAUUGAUCGGAUUAAAAAGGAAUACCGAAAAUUUAACAUCGACUUGGCACCAAAGCUAUUGUUUGCUCGCGGUGAACUGGUAGAACUCCUAAUCUCUAGCAACAUUGCUCGAUAUGCAGAGUUCAGAGCUGUUUCUCGAGUUGCUACCUACAUGGAUGGCAAGCUGACCCAAGUUCCGUGUUCAAGAGCAGAUGUUUUUGCCAAUAAAACUGUGAGUGUUUUUGAAAAGAGAAUGUUGAUGCAACUGCUGACAUCGUGCAUGGAACAAGGAGCAGACAGUCCUGAAUUUAAUGGUUUCCAGGACAAAACAUUCCUAGAAUACCUCGAUACGAAAAACCUUACCCCCAUGGUAAGACACUAUGUGAUGCAAGCCAUAGCAAUGGCCACUGAUAAAACUUCCACAAGAGAUGGAGUCAAUCGUACUAAACAUUUCCUAAACAGCCUUGGCCGCUAUGGAAAUACACCUUUUCUUUGGCCCAUGUAUGGAAGUGGUGAAUUGCCUCAAUGCUUUUGUCGUCUGUGCGCCGUUUUUGGUGGAGUGUAUUGCCUGAAGAGACAACUAGACGGCAUCGUCGUUGGAGAUGGAAAAUGCAAGGCUAUUAUAACUGGAAAGCAAAGACUGGCUUUGGAGCAUUUGGUAGUUGGACAAGGACACUUACCACCAGAAAUUGUAUCAUCCAGUGGAGAGCAACAGAUAUCUCGUGGAAUUUUCAUCACUGACAGAUCCAUUAUGCAGGGGGAAAAGGAGAACUUAACACUACUCUAUUAUCCUCCAGAAGAAACUAGCCAAGAAGCUGUAACCUUAAUCGAACUCGGCCCAUCAACAAAUGCGUGCCCUCAAGGACUUUUUAUGAUACAUGUGACGUGCAAGCGAACCAAGACAGCUGAGGAAGAUCUGGCGUACGUGACUAAGAAAUUCCUGCAUGCCGAGGUACUUGAUCCUAACGUCACUCGAAAUGCCACCGAUUCUCACACUCAGACUGUAUCUCCCGACAAGAGACAUCUCCAGGAAGGUUCUGGCGAGACGAAAGAUGAUAGCCUGGAAAGUCCUAAACCACAAGUUCUCUGGUCACUGUACUUGAACUUGCCAGCAAGUGAUAUUAAACUCAGCGAUUCUGCUCCUAGUAACGUGCAUCUCUGUUCUGGGCCUGACUUGGAUUUAGACUUCGACUUUGCUGUGAAUCAGGCUAAAGCAAUAUUCAAGGCCAUGUAUCCUGACGAAGAUUUUCUACCUCGUGCCCCAGACCCUGAGGAAAUUGUAUUAGAGGGUGAGGAGGCUCCGGGGCCACAAUUUGAGGGAGACAAGCCAGAAGAAGGAGAAGAGAAACAGGAUGUCGAAAAAACAGAAAAAGAAGAAAUAAUCAAUUAUGUGCCUUGUCUCGUAACAAUAAGAACGGACGAGAUCAAGAUGUCAAAAAAAUCAACUCUACGUAGCAGUAAGAGAAUCCAACCUACAUUGAUGAAUUUCCUAACGAAAUUUCCUCAAUCUACCCCAAAAGUUAUUCAGUCCAGUAUUCUACCUGACACUGCCAGUAAAAAUGUUAACAAAAAUUAUAAAAAAAAAUCUACUUUCGAGUCAAAUGAUAUUUGGGAUGACAGUGAUACAAGUCUCGAGAUUGAAUCGGAUGCUGAGGAAAAAGAUCUGCAAUCAGCGGUAUCAAAAAUUGAUCGGAAAGCUUCCAUCAUAUCAUUGAAUGAUUCCUAUGAGUUCCCAAAUCCCAAGUUAAAUAAUUAUACAGUAAAAAGCUGUAAGGAAAAUUCAACGAUUCAAUAUGUCGAUGAUUCUAUGGAGGAACAAGCCAAAAAAGACUUGGAGGCCUAUAAAUUGAGCGAAACAAAUUUUACCAGCAUGAACCAAAGCAGUGAUAGCUUAAAAGAGAAUAGCAAAGACAGUUUAAUUUCAAAAUACUCAAAUGGUGUUAGUGAAAACAGUCUCAAGUUCACAGCUGACGAAACAAAAAUACCAAGUGCUAAUAAUACAACAACAAAUUCAGUAAAACUAGAGGAAGAUCAAAUGAAUAACAUGUCUCUUGAUAAAGGAACUAAGUCAACACACUUCUCAUUGACGUCAAGUUCUAACAGUCCUGGUAAUGUUAGCAGAACAGUUCCUAGUCUGUCUCUGCCUAAAAAUAUCAGUAUUAAGACUGAACCGAAAGAUGAGACUGUUCCAAUACCACUUGAACAGCCAGAAUUGAAAUCCCCUUCCCCAAAAAUUAUAGCUGAUUCGGACAGUGAGAGUCGUGAAUCGGCAGAUAAAACUUCGCCAGUUAAGAGAAAUGAAUGGAAAGGUCCAGAUAUAAAACUAGAUUUAAAACCAUUGGGAUUAGAUGAGAAAUUGGACCCCUGGAUUGAAAUGAUGAAGAAAAAAUCAGCAGUGGCGUCAAUGCCUCCACAAAAAAAUCAAGUGCUGCAGCGCCAACAAAUCUUCAAAGAAAUAGAACUACAAGUUUUGGAUAAAAUUUCGAUUGCAUUUAACCAAAUUCCUUUGCUGGUACUGGGAAAAUUUCCAGGUUUCAACUUGAAGACUUAUCAGGAGUUGAAAGUCUUGCGUCAGCAUCUUAAGGCAAAAAUACUUCUUAUGCAAAAAAAUUUGGAUCGGCUCAGCCAAGAGGAACAAAAUGCAUCUCGCUCACGUGCAGAUGAAUUCCCUUGCGAUGACCAUUUGUCUGAUUUUUCAUCCCAAGAAUUUGAUGAUUUACCAUCACCAUUGGCUUGUGGUACAAGUGGUAGCCCUCAAAUAAAAUUGAACCACAAACCAAGCACCGUUACGUCACCUCUAACAAAUUACAACCAAAAACCAAGUACCGUUACAUCUUCAAAUGAACUUUAUAAUCAUACCACUGAAAAACUACACUUACUUAAAGAUGUUCAAUACGAGAAAUCGGUAGACACUGAAUUGUCUUCUCCACCUGCUACUGUUAAAAAAUCUGCCUUUCAAUUAAAAAAACCUAUCAGAGCAACUAUGCCAUCAGCAGUCAUCAAGCACAUUGGAAAUACCUGGGAAAAGCUUCAAGGAAUUUCCGGACAAGCCAAUUCUGCAAGUGUUAAUGAAAAUGGAUUCAAGCCUGCAGCGAUUUCCAGCAACUUCUCAAGCAAAAUGAGUGACAAGACUAGCAGUACAGAAUCCUCAUCACAAAAAUCAACAUCUUCUACAAAGUCAACGUUCAUGGAUGAUUCAUGGAAUAGGAUGAACGAUAGUUUUAAUUUUCCGACACAGAGCCAUCAUAUGCCUUUGGAUAAAUCGCUGACCGAUGAGCUACUAGAAAUGCCGACUAUUGAACUUGAUUCUGAUGCUAGGAAUGCUGCUAGACAAUAUAAUAAACCAGUAAAUACAAGAUUGUCUAGGCCAACACCUAUCGACACAGCCAGUGUAAAUCAGCGUACGAAAAGUUCGAACUCUGUGCAGUUAGCUAGCUCAGCAUCCCAGAGUGGAAUAUUUACAGGCGAUUAUAAAAACGAUGGAGUCAGUGGCGAAUUCGAUGGUCUGCAAUAUCCACAUUCGCGAGAAAUGCUAAAGGUCUUUAGACAAAAAUUUGGAUUACACAGCUUCAGGUCGAACCAACUACAAGCCAUAAAUGCAUCACUUCAAGGGUUCGACUGUUUCAUACUAAUGCCAACUGGCGGUGGCAAAUCUCUGUGUUAUCAAUUGCCUGCACUUCUUGCACCUGGUAUCACAGUGGUAGUUUCACCAUUAAAAAGUCUAAUUCUCGAUCAAGUUCAGAAGCUCAAUUCUCUUGAUAUACCAGCUGCUCACAUAUCUGGUAACUUGACAGAGAAGCAAGCGGAAGAUGUAUAUAGAGAGCUGUCGAAGGCAGGGCCUAUGCUCAAGCUGUUGUAUGUAACACCAGAAAAAAUUUCCGCAUCUCAGAGAUUCUGCUCAUGUUUGAGCAAGCUUUAUGAACGAGGCUUAUUGUCCAGAUUUGUAAUUGAUGAAGCUCAUUGCGUCAGUCAAUGGGGUCAUGAUUUUAGACCUGAUUAUAAGAAGCUAAAGUUACUGAGAGAAAAUUAUCCCAGAGUACCGACAAUGGCUUUGACUGCAACAGCUACACCAAGAGUGCGCACCGACAUUUUAUACCAAUUAAACAUGACCCGUCCAAAAUGGUUCAUGUGCAGUUUCAACAGGCCAAAUUUAAAGUAUAGUAUUAUCCCCAAAAAAGGUAAAAACUGCACAGAGGAAGUAAUUGCUAUGAUACAAACAAAAUUCAAAAAACUCUCUGGAAUUGUAUACUGCCUUUCACGUAAAGAUUGUGAUAAUCUUGCCGAUGAUAUCAAGAGAAACGGCAUAUCAGCUUUGAGCUACCAUGCUGGACUCACGGAUGCUCAGAGAGCCACAGUACAAGGAAGAUGGAUUUCCGAUGAGGUUGAUGUUAUUUGUGCAACCAUAGCAUUUGGAAUGGGAAUUGACAAACCAGAUGUGCGAUAUGUGAUGCAUGCUGCCUUACCAAAGUCGAUUGAAGGAUACUAUCAGGAAAGUGGUCGAGCUGGCCGUGACGGUGAACCAGCAGAUUGCAUUCUGUUUUACAACUAUGCCGACAUGCACCGUAUAAGAAAGAUGAUCGAAAUGGACGGAGCUUCUCAGGAGGUAAUAAAAACUCAUAUGGACAAUUUAUACAGGAUGGUUGCAUUUUGUGAGAACACAACAGAUUGUCGAAGAGUACAGCAGUUAAACUAUUUCGGUGAAAUAUUUAAAAAGGAGUCCUGCAUCGCUAAUAAGAAAACGACCUGCGACAACUGUAGAAAUAAGGACAAAUAUGAAUUGGUUGAUGUAACUGAAGACGCAAGAGAAAUUGUUAAAGCAGUACAAGAUUUAGGACAAAGAAAAGGCAUAACGCUUUUACAAAUAACGGAAAUCUAUAAGGGUAGUGAUCUCAAAAAGAUAAGGGAUGCAGGCCAUAAUAAACAUCGAAUAUUUGGUCGUGGUAAAAAUUGGAAGAAGAAUGAUAUCGAGCGGCUGCUACACAAAUUGGUGAUUGAUCAAUAUCUUCAGGAGAACAUGUAUAUCAACAAUGAAAUCACAUGUGCAUAUCUCAAGAUAGGACCCAAAGGACGAGAGCUUUUGACAAAAACAAAUCUUAAAAUACAGUUCUCGCUGAGGACAAGCACUAGUACCACUACGGUGUCAGUGACUUCAUCUGACGUGACCCCAUCAAACGAAGCGCUGAAGAACUUACAAUCACGAUGUUAUACCGAGUUAAUGUCAAUUGUACGCGGAAUUGCUGGUGCCUUGGAUGUUUCUGCUGCUUCUAUUAUGAAUAUGAUUGCUGUCAGAGCAAUGAGCCAGCAGCUACCAGACAACGAAGAGGCAAUGUUAAAAAUUCCUCACGUCACAAAAGCGAACUAUGAUAAAUAUGGAAAAGCUCUACUGGAUGUAACCCAGAAAUAUGCUGCCCAAAAGUGUGUUCUGCUGAGCGAAGGCUCAAGCCACGAUAACGUUUGCAAUGAUGAAAAUGAUGAGGGUACUACAUGGUUAUCUACAGUAUCUAGUCCAGCCUUUACAAGUAGUACUGGUAGCAGAGGUCGAGGAAUAAAAAGAAGAGGACGAGGUGGAGUUACUAGCAGAGCAAAGAGAUUCAAACGUGGAGCAUCAAACUCUGAAUAUCAACAAUCGACUACUCGAACCAAACGUGGUUCAGGAACAACACGUGGCUCAGGGACAUAUCGAGGAACUGGAACGAGCCGUGGUCCAGGAUUUCUAGAACCUGGACAAAAGAAGGCCUUUUCCAGAGACAGCAGUAGAUUCGUAAAUCUCGGAUUGUAGUAACCUCAAAUUUAAUGAAACAAGUUCUGAAA
Messenger RNA from Neodiprion fabricii, 6486 nucleotides. RefSeq lists its product as uncharacterized. NCBI's taxonomy places the organism in Eukaryota, Metazoa, Arthropoda, Insecta, Hymenoptera, Diprionidae. The record is from RefSeq and is a predicted model, not a curated record. The transcript has 27 exons. Gene Ontology annotation, cellular component: nucleus; cytoplasm; Rab-protein geranylgeranyltransferase complex. The coding region runs from base 257 to 6454 and encodes 2065 amino acids. Gene Ontology annotation, molecular function: GDP-dissociation inhibitor activity; ATP binding; 3'-5' DNA helicase activity. Gene Ontology annotation, biological process: protein geranylgeranylation; intracellular protein transport; double-strand break repair via homologous recombination.